Messenger RNA from Anolis carolinensis (green anole), 1874 nucleotides. Its product is annotated as keratin, type I cytoskeletal 15. The record is from RefSeq and is a predicted model, not a curated record. Bases 80 to 1597 code for a protein of 505 amino acids. Lineage: Eukaryota; Metazoa; Chordata; Lepidosauria; Squamata; Anolidae. The transcript is spliced from 8 exons. Gene Ontology annotation, molecular function: structural molecule activity. Gene Ontology annotation, cellular component: cytoskeleton. Gene Ontology annotation, biological process: intermediate filament organization; epithelial cell differentiation.
GUUUCAAAGCCUAGCUCUUGCAUGCUCAUCCAAGCCUAGUAACAGUCUUGCAGCUGAUCCUUCGCCUAUUGUUCCCAGAAUGUCUACCUACUAUCAGAGUUCCUCUUCUUCUCAUGGUGGUGGUAUGGGCUUUGGAGGUGGGGGUGGCUCCAGCCGUUUGUCCUCUGGCGGCUUUGGUGGAAGCGGUGGUGGUCGGAUGUCUUCCUCUUCUGUUAGGUAUGUCUCUUCUGGAGGAGGACACGGAGGUGGUUAUGGAGGAAGCUUAGGAGGCGGGUAUGGUUCUGGAUUCAUUUCUGGUGGAGGUGUUGGCUUGGCUUCUGGCUUCGGUGGAGGUGCUGGCGGAGGCUACGGUGGAGGUGCUGGCGGAGGCUACGGUGGUGGCUUUGGUGGAGGUUUUGGCGGAGGCUAUGGUGGUGGCGGCUUUGGUAGUUGCUUUGACUUUGCAGCUGGUGGAGAUGGAGUCCUCCUUGCUGGAAAUGAGAAGGUCACCAUGCAGAAUCUCAAUGACCGCUUGGCCACUUACCUGGAUAAGGUGCGGGCUCUGGAGGAGGCAAACACUGAACUGGAGGUCAAGAUCCGAGACUGGCACCAGAAGCAGGCCCCUAAAAGUCCAUCCAGGGACUACAGCCAAUAUUACAAGAUUAUUGAGGAUCUCCGUGACAAGAUUCUUGGUACCACCAUUGACAAUUCUAGGGUCAUCUUGGAGAUUGACAAUGCUAGACUGGCUGCUGAUGAUUUCAGACUGAAAUAUGAGAAUGAGCUGCACCUCCGUCAAAGUGUUGAAGCUGACAUCAAUGGUUUGCGCAGAGUCUUGGAUGAGCUCACUAUGUCCAAAUCUGACCUUGAGAUGCAGAUUGAAGGUUUGAAGGAAGAUCUGGCCUACCUCAACAAGAACCAUGAGGAGCUAAUGAAAGAAUUCAGCACUCAGCUGACUGGCAAGGUCAGCGUUGAGAUGGAUGCUGCACCUGGAAUCGAUCUCACCAAAAUUUUGGCUGACAUGAGGGAACAAUAUGAACACCUGGCUGAGCAGAAUCGCAAAGAUGCUGAGACAUGGUUCUUCUCCAAGACCGAAGAACUGAAUCGUGAAGUUGCCACCAACACGGAACAGAUACAGACCAGCAAGAGUGAGAUUUCAGAACUGCGCCGCACAAUACAGGGUUUGGAAAUCGAGUUGCAGUCACAGCUUAGUAUGAAAGCUGGCUUGGAAAGCAAUUUGGCAGAAACAGAAGGACGGUACUGUGCUCAGCUAGCCCAGAUCCAGAACUUGAUCACAGGUGUGGAAGAACAGCUGGCAGAACUGAGGAAUGACAUGGAGCGCCAGAACCAGGAAUACAAAAUGCUCAUGGACAUCAAGACACGCCUAGAACAGGAGAUUGCCACCUACCGCAACCUGCUGGAGGGUCAGGACUCCAAGCUGUCGGCAUGGUCUCCAAAGGAUGCAUCCUAUGGCGGGGGUAGCACCACGGUCACCUACAGUGGUGGCAGCAGUGGUGGCGGCGGCGGCGGCGCUGGCAGUGGCAGUUAUGGUGGUGGCAGCGGCAGCAUUACCACCAGCUCCACCAGCAGCAGCAGCAAAGUCCGUUCCAGCAACUACUAAAUUUUCCCUGGAUCAGUGGUCUGGUUCCACCAAUUGUGCACAUCUGUGGGAAGAACAACCUUGUGUUUUCUGUCUGCUCAAGAAGCACAGUGCAUUCUCAAGAUUCCCAAUGCUUGCUAAGAGAAAUUUCCUUCUACUUUCUCAAUUGGCUUCUGGACCACUCCCUAAUGGCAUCUUCUUAAAAGCUUUGCCUCAAUUAUCACAGCAGGCACACCUUUCCUUAACUUUCUCAAUGAUCCUAAUAAAGGAAAUUCUUUCAGCCUUUUUUGCAAAUAAA